AUGGGACGUCGGUGGCUUAACACACUUCUUUUACUAUAUUUGUUCCACAAAGUAACUCAGGGGUUUAAUUAUAAAUGUGAAAUUCUUGAAGAACAGACAUGCUUGGGUACCAAGUUGAUGUACAACUUCACAACGUUAGAGUUGGUCACUGAUUCUCCAACACAACAGGCCGCUAAGGAGAAACUUGGAGAAUGGAAAGGCCUAAAGUUUUUAUCAAAAUGUUGGGCAGUUCUACAGCCGUUAUUAUGCCAGGUUUAUAAACCGAGAUGUCAAAACGGCAGUGUUAGAUUGCCUUGUAGAGAGCAAUGCCAUGCUACUAGAAAACCUUGCGAGGUAGUUGAACGCUACCAUAAAAAAUGGCCGGACUUUUUACAGUGUGAUCGAUUUCCACCGGGAAAUUGUGAUGGUGGAUCGGUAAGUAAAAAUCUUAAGUGUAACAUAUUUAAACCUCUAAAAUCCUAGGGGUAAGCGAGAUACCCUAAAGAUCAAUGAAGAAGAAAUGAAAGCGUUUCGGACAAGGGUAACCUUAAACUUACUUUCGAGUCAAAAGAUGAACAGUUUCCCUAUGUAGCAGAAAAAAACUUUGCAGACUCUGCCUUAAGGGAAAUUAUGACCUAAUUCACGCUAAACUGUCCUCGAUAACUUUGCAAAUUCAAGAUUUGUCAUAUUAAUUUCCAAUGCAAUUGAAAGCGACAGGGUUGUGUACAUAACAUUUCAAUGCAAUUGAAAGCGAAAGGAUCAUGUACAUAACAUGUCAAAAGUAUAAAGAACGUAAAACAGCUGCUUUCACCGUUUUUCCGUCGCAGAUACAAGUACAGGCGAUACGUAAUGUACAUUUUGGAGCCACUCCACUUCAGAAUGUAAAUUAAAUUUUAUUUCCAGAUAAGCUAUACAGAACACUACUAAGAAAUUUUCAAGCUGAUAAUUUUAUAGUCAAAACAUAAACAAUAACGUCGCAACUUGAAGAAGAUCAGUGUAUGUAGUUGGCCAACUAUGAUGUUUUGACAUUCUUUAGAAGUCCUCUGGCACGUUAGGCCAUCUUUUUCAAGUUUUAUUGACAUGCCUGCAAAAAAUCACCAAGAAAUUAUUAAUGAUGAAACUUCUUUCACAACUCUACAUGAGCAUUUUGGGCAGGGAAAAAGGCACUUAGCUAUGACUUUAGCAUAGAAUUACCUUAACAGAAUUAAUUUGUAAGCAUAUAAACUAAAGAAUAUAACCUCACUAAAAUAUCUAUUGUUUUGUUUUUCUCAAUGUUGUUGUUGUUAUAUUUCUUCAUGGUAAAGACCAAAGGAACCCAGUGGUACUAUCCUCUAAACAUGUGAAAAGUGGACAAUUCCCAUUUUUGCCAAUCUCCCUGCCAUCAAUCCCAUUCCAACCUACCAACCUUGUUCCCAGGGUUCUCUCGUACCUGUCCCUACAGAGCAACAGAGGUUAGGAGAGAGAACCUGGGAACCAGGUUGCCCAACUUACCUAAUAAAGUUCAUCAAACAUAGUUAAUGUGCACUCCAAUUAAAAACACAUAUGUCUAAAUGGCAAAGAAGGACAGUUUAUGACAGAUGUUAUUCAUCUAACAGUUAUCCACAAAAGUGUGAAAUUUACUUUCAGGUAAAAAAAUUGGAGCUCAAUGAGUCUGCAUGUAAGCGACCCCUGGUAGAGACAGAGCAUAAUUCAAGCUGGUAUGAGGGGAUAGAGGGCUGUGGAAUACAGUGUGAGAAUCCCAUAUUUACCACUGUGGAACACACUAGAAUUCAUAGAUUUGUGGGAGCAUUUGGAAGCCUGUCAUUUAUAUGCAGCCUUUUUACCAUGGUAUGUCAUCAGCCCUCUCUUAUAACGGUCCCUUCUACUCGUGGAGUUGGUACCUGCCUUUCUUUUAAGUUGACUUUCUAUGAUUUGAAUCAAAUUGUAAAUAUUUUCAUUAUGAACUUAAGAAUAAAAAUUAGCAAAAAGAGUUAAACACAAUGUCUUGAUGUUGAGUCUGAUUUUAUAUAUAUUUUUUAUCUUGUCACUUGAUAAUGAUAUCAUGGUGACAUUGAUUUCUUUUAUUUUUUUCUAGAUCACAUUCCUAAUUGGAUGGAAGUCACAGAAUCGCUAUCCAUCAGUAAUUCUGUUUUACAUGAACGCUUGUUUCUGUGCUGCUUCAAUGGGUUUUCUUAUCCAGUUCACUGAUGGAGCUAGAAAUCGUACAGUUUGUCGCAAGGAUGAUACAAUGAGACUUCAGGAACCGAGGUUAAUUUUUAAUAAAAAUCAUGUGUACUCUGUACCUUAAUAAAUUACCCUAAAACAUGCUAAGCACUGAGUCUACACUAACUGAAACCUGAUUGAGAUACUCUUAGGGGAAGGUGCUUUUUUGGAAGUAGCAGAAACAAAAUCACGAAUCACUGUUCGACAAUUUUUUGCUUAAUUUUGGUUCUUUUAGGCCAGAUGGUGACCAGAAAACAGCUGCACAGAGAAGCCAACUGCUAGUUAGUCUCAAACACUGGCAUUUUUAGGGGAGUUGUAUUUCCGGAUCAUUUGAGGUUUUGACCUGCUGCUCCCCUAAGUGAACAUUAGCACUUACUUCUUACGUAGGGCAAAAUUGUGACUUUAGGGGAGGAGUAGGUGGUCAGUUACCCAGAAACCUCAAAUGAUCCUUGUUUCCUUCCUCCUGUGGUGGGGAGUGGGGAUGGGUGGGUGGGGAAUACUACUUCCCUAAAAAUGCCUAGUGGGAGGGUAGGUAACUGCAAGCUGCUGCACCAGCCAAAUAACUCUUCCUAACUGUUGAUUACCUUUUUCUUCCAUGCAGUGAGGAUGACUGUUUCCUGUGUAUAUUUACAUUUGUCUUGGUUUACUAUUUCUCUAUGGUGGGUGCUGUGUGGUUUGUUAUCCUUUCUUAUUCCUGGUCGAUCUGCUUCAAAUCCCUGGGUAGCACAAGAGACAAUUUUGCUGGUAAAGUGGUUUAUUUUCAUGCAGUAGCCUGGAUUCUUCCUCUGACCUGGACAGUUAGCAUUCUUGCACUAAAACAGGUACAGUCAAACAUGUGAAAGGGAGGUGCCUGAAUUGAAGCUUCAAGUGACUUCUGAUUACAGCUAGACUCUCCUUCAAAUGUAACUCAAAGGGAGAAUUUGAGACAUAUAUUAGUCAAAAGUCACUUAAAGCCUAAUUAAAUGCACUCCUUUGUUAUUACAAUUUUCUUAAAGGCCAAUUUAUUUUACAACUUUUGUCACAUGCAUCUGUGCUUAUGAUAAGCUAACAACAUGAGUUGUGCCAUGUCAGUCAAACCUAUGACAACUGCAAUUUUUUUAUAUCCAGUAGGUUUGAUUUACACAACUCAGGUCACAGGCUUCGACAAUGCAUGUCAGAUGCAACAAUGUUGCAUUUAAAUCAGUCUUACAAGUAACUUUAACGGUAAUCACAUACUCAGUGGUUACUGUUAAACCCAGCGUCAAUAAUAAAGUGCUAACCGAUUUUGAAUUGCCACUUUAAAAAACAAUAAUAUUGGUGAUUGUGGGAGUAGGUGUGGGGUGGAGUAAGGGGGAGGUGGAGAGGUGGGAAGGGGUAUUAAUGUAGUUGUGACAGUUUGUUAAUAUUACCAUUAAACUUAAUAUUUUAUUUUCAGGUUGAUGCAAAUUCACUAAGUGGAAUCUGCUUUGUUGGCUACAAGAAUUCCAGAAUGAGAGUGGGUUUUUUGUUGGUACCCUUGGGUGUUGAUUUACUAAUUGGAGGACUCUUUUUGAUAAAAGGUACAAUGUUGUAGUUUUUAAGCUGUGUCAGAAUUUAUUAAAUAUGGCUUUGAAACCAUAAUAACAUUGAAAUCAGAUAAAACCUAGCCUCCUUCGUGGGCAACUCCUUUUGCAGUGGUUACACUGACCAUGAAGAAUCUGAGGAUGAGAAAAGGAGAAAAGAAUUGUUCUCUAAAAGAGGACAGUGAUGCCUGCGGAGGAGGCUAAAUAAAACCCAAAAAAAUUAAUAAUGGGUCAAUUUUAUUUAAAAUCAACCAAUUUUCUACCUACACUAUGAAUGCAUGCCCUUUGCUUUGGAAAAUCAGGAAGGAAAUGGAUUUGCAACGUGAAAAAGUUGGAACCACUUUUCUGAGUUCAACCCUUGUAUUGUGAAAAAACAAACAAAAACUGACGACUUACUACAAAGACUUCAAACAACAAAACUAUCAGUCCUACCAAGGUUUUUACUUUAAUGAUGCAUUAGAGCAGCUGAAAACUAAUUUUCAUACAAAUUCAAAAAGGUUCUUCGUUUUGUGAUUGAGUAUGCUUGAAUUUCUUAACUUUUGCAUGACAGCCAAGAGAGGUUAAAAAAGUUUAAAAGGUUAAAAAACUGAUUUAUUUCAGAGAAUUUUGUUAUCUGAACAGUUUAUGCAUAAGUAUUACUUUAAUGUUUCCGAGUUCCUUGAGGAAUAAAUUCACGCUUUUGUAGCAAAACUCAGUAACAGAAGUUUCUGUUGGUUUCCAUCCACCAUGUUGGUGCCCACCUGGAUGGGCACCAGCAUGGCAUCUCCAUACAAAUCUGUAUAAAUAUGGGUAAAACAUUUCUCAGGAUAUCGUGUAUACAAAAUAUUCCUCUGACCUGAAUCUUGUCAAGGGUCUUUGCAUACUUACAUGUACCUGCUUUUCCUGUACCUCCAUUUCCCAGAUUCUGGACUUAAUCUACUGAAAUUUUGAUCUAUUUUGAAUGGCGUGAAACUGAACUCAGAAGACCAGCAAUAAAAAAAGAUGACCAAGGUUUCAGCCCAGCUUUGGCUCAAAAAAGUGCAUGACCAUGACAUACAUUGUAGCUCUUUUGAAGUCUAAUUAAGAAACAAAGAGAUCUCUUAAAGAUGGACUCGAAUAUCAUUUUUUUAAAUUCAUUAAGUCUAUGUAUGGUAUGUUCUGAUGGGAAUAGACCUUUGUCACGCGGCAGCCAUUUUGUCUCAGGAGAUUUAAAAAGCUUUGUUUAUGCACGUCUAGCCUUGAGAGAGAACGAGGCUAGCCAUACAUAGACAAAGCUUAUAUUUCCUGAGACAAAAUGGACACCAAGUGACAAAGGUCUAAAACUACUUACCGUACAUUUCAUCAUCAUCAUCAUCAUCAUCUUUAUUUCAAGUCUUCUCAGGCUACAACAUUGCACCAUAUGCCACUAUCUAUCAAAUAUUGCCCUCAACACUGCAGCAAAGAUAAGACAUACAGUGUGUAUGUCCCGUUUGAGAGCAUUGGUGUAUGUUUUUGUUUGUCUCCCUUGCAAAGCCUGACCAUGUUCAGAACUUCGUGUUUCACCUAUUGUUACUCUAAUUUCCUUCUUUUGGUAGGAGUUGCAACUCUCUUUAAGUUACGAAGAUCAAAUCCCACUCUUUUAAGCAGCAGAGCAUCUUACAAAAUAAAGGAAACUAUAAUAAGAGUAGGUAAGAAGAAAAGCUGGGAUUUAAACUGUUUGUUGUCAACUAUCAAAAAUCCUAUAGCUCAAGGCAUAUAUUUUGUCAGCAUUCUAUUACAUGUAUAAGUGAUCUGAUAUGUCAAACCCUUUCUUUUCAACCAUGGUUAAGUUUGUCUUUUUCCUUCAGCAGGUAAACUGUUAUCAUCUUAAUUCUGCAUUUUCUACUAUCAUGCAAACUGCUUGUUGCUCUUACUACAUUAUCCAACCAUUCACUUCCUUAUGAUUGGAUGUACCUUCUCUCUCUCUCUGUUUUUCUUUCCCUUUUUCUUUUUUUCAAAAAAGUUGUUUGAAAACAGUCUGUGCAAAUAAUGAUUUUUUUUUAUGCUUGUUAGGUAUCUUUUCCUUCAUCUCAUUUUUGACAGUCUUCACAACUUUUGCAUGCCAUGUUUAUGAAUAUCACAACCAGGAAACUUGGGAAAAAAGCUACUUUAACUUCAUCAAGUAAGUGCAGGAAUUGUGCUGUAAGUCAAUAAUAUUGCCAACACAGGAUUUGUCUAAGAUAAUUACAAUCUCGUUAAAUUGAAUGAGUUUUGGCAAAAAAAGGUCCUUUAGUGACUAGUUUUUCCUCCAAAACUCUUUUAGACUGUUCACAGUCCUCUAAUUUUCCGUAACAUCAUCGAGAUCGAGCGCUUUGCGUUACGGGCUACCAUUUUGCAUGAGUGUCAAAACUACUUAGGGGGGGGGGGUAGUUUGGGAGGAAGCGAGAAAAAUAGAGGGACUGUAAUAACAUCACUGCAGCUCGCAUUCAGGAGGCGUGACAGGAGUUUCAAGCCUUUUACCAUUCAUUAAUUAGGAAACUCCGCUGGUGAUGAAAAACAUGCCAGACACAUAUAGCAUUAAUUACGCAUGUUUACAAAUAUCUCCUUUCGAAACAGUGAUUUUAUAAUGUUUCUAGGCCAUUCCUCGAAAUAAAAUCAGCAAACAUACACAAGAAAGCAUUUUUCUAAUCAAAAUACCAAAAAUCCUUCGUGUGUUGGUGCAGGAUGUGCCUUAUGCUAUGAAAGCGUACGUUUUAUGGAAACGUCGACUUGUCAAUGACUUGUCAGUGUCGGCAACUUAAACUAAACCCGUUGUCAACACAAAUUAACAUCUAUUGUCUAACGACCAAUCAAACGCCUGCGUUGCUGGUACAAUGCGCUCCGUGAAGGCGAGCUGCAGUGAUGUUAUUACCGUCCCUCUAUUUUUCUCGCCCCCCCCCCCCCCCCCCGAGCUAUAGUCCCCGAUGCCCGCCCCCUCGGUACAUGUGAAAAUCAAGAUAGCCGUGACGGUAAGACGCGGUAUAUCUGAACGAUCUCACUAAAAAAUAGGGGACUGUGAACAGUCUACUUUUGAAUGUGCUUCUAAAAUAAAAUGACAGGGAGUUUUUGGUGUCAGAUCAGAGUCCAGCAUAGCCUAUUUUCCAUGCACCAAUUCAAUAAAUCACAAAUUAAUCUUAACCUUUGGUAAGAUUUAAUAACAUAUUACCAGGGUUGUCAGAAAGUUUUGAAGAAGAUGGCUGAGCUGUCAAAGUAAGCAGCCAGUCUAGGGAUAAUUAGUAUUUUAAAACACCAUCCGUAAAGAAAUGCCACGCAGAGUAGCUGGCCAAUACUAACCAAGUAGGCAGCUAUUUUCACAGGCCGCCCACUACCUUUGACAACCCUGUAUUACUAUUUUAGUAAUGUUACGUUACUCUUACCUGCUGUACGCUUUCCUUUCAAAGGUGUAUUGCAGAGAAAGCCGUUGAAGGACUAACAUGGAAGUCACACUGUUCAGUUAGCGACCGUCCUAAUCUAGGAAUUAUUGAGCUGGAACUGGCUUCAUUAUUUGGCACUGGAAUUGCUAUGAGCAGCUGGACUUGGACAUCAAAUACAUUGCAGACCUGGCAAAAGUUAUGGCGCAGGUCAUUAUUAAUAGUAACAUACUGUGCUGGGUUUAAUUUGCAGGCCAGUGUAGAUGUGGCUGCUACUGAAGAUGUUAGGAUUAUGACCAGGGUCCAAGUUUUAAGACCUUUGUCACACCUACAAUAAAACCUAUUAAUAAAACCCUUUAGCUUGUGAAAACAGAUGUCUCUCCUCACCUCUAGAGAUAUCAAAGACGGAACAUCCGUAGCCACGAGGAGUGAGGGUGGAGGAGAGAGGGCUGUUUGCACAGGCUAAAAAUCCCUGGAUUUGGAGUAAUCCCAACACAUUGCCUUCUGAUGGCUUGUGAAACAUUAGGUAAAUUUGACUUUGCACCACAGGUCACUCAAGGCUUGCACCCACUCCAGCCUUAUUGUACAAGGCUCAAUCACUUCCAAUCUUAUUUCCUUGUCACUGUGAUUUUUCUCUAAGAAAGUACACUUGUGUAGCCAAGGUCCAAAAUUGAGGCUGCUUGUAAUAUUAGACCUCUCCACUUAAGUAUUGAGAAUUCAAAUAUAUCUUCGUGCAGAGAUAUUUUCAUCUUAAUCGAUAAUAAUGUGUUGACAGUAAUUUGGCCUCUGCAAUUCCUCUGUACUUCAAGUGUGCAAUGACUGAAUAAACUAUUAUGCAGUUAAUCGUCAAAACUCACAGUAAACUCUUAUUACUUGUGCAGGAUAACACGGAAACGCAGGCAUCCAGAACUUAGUCACUACAAAACUAUCAGGAGAAUGAAAAAUAGAAUAGCGUAAGUACAUUUAUUCUCCUGUUAACAAUUGCAGUGCAUUUAUGUAUGGAAAAUGGGUGCCUGGGAUGUCUGGGGGCCUCUGCUGUCACCGGCUUGUCCCUAGACAGAUACCCCCCCCCCCCCCCCCCCCCCCCCCCCCCCCAUCCGGGCACCCCCCCCCCUACCCCCCCCCCCACAAACACGGCCCGACCAAAACCAACCCAGGAUUUUAUGGGGAAAAAAAAAAAAAGGGAAAGGGGGGGAAAAAAAAAAAAAAAAAAAAACACCCCUAAAAAAAAAAAAAAAAAAAGAUUUGAGAUCAACCAAACAAAAACCUGAAAGAACAAGGACAUCCCCCCCCCCCCUGCACCCCUGGCUGCAAUGCUGGCAACCCAGCCAUGAGCCCCUCACCACACAGAGUCGUCCAGGCAAUAGUCACACUGAGUUUAUGGUGGAAAAUAAAGGAAUGGGAAAGGGCGCGAAAAAUGAAAAUAAACAAUGCACUCCUCAGAAAAAAACUGAAAAUGUGCUUUGGAGCUACGACCAAGAAAGCUUGGAGCAAGUGCUGAACUCUGCUGCCGCUGACUGCCAUCGGUUGCUCUUUGUUGUUAACUCAGUUAAAUUUCAUUUCACUGCAUCAGAGUCUUGGUUAACUUACUUUAUUAUACGGUUAGUUGAUACACAUCCUGUGCGACUGGUUAAUUUAUUAAAUCCUUCCUUUGUAAUAGCGGACAAAAGAAAACUUUGUAAAGGAACAAAAACCUUUCUUUGAGUAAAUCCUUUAGAAUAUAAGCUUUAAUAGUACCAUGCAAAUGUUCUAAUGAAGAAAUUCUGCAAUUUCUACUGUUGUUGUGAACUACUGACAGUAGGUAUUCUAAGCAAAAUAAUAGCCUGGGGAAAUAGCAUAAUUUGCUGCAUCAAAAUUGAAAAUUUUUUCACACCUUAUUACAAGGCCUGCAUUCUGUUGAGUGGUUACUGACAUGUAAAAUGGUUUCUGUUUAUAUUCCAGCCCUGCCAUUAUAUAUCCUGUCAUUCCCGACCCACAUAUACAACUAGAUGGAAUUAAAAAAGCAGGGGAAACCAUUCAAGCUUGUGGCUUAAAUAAGAAACAAAGUUACCAGCAUGAAGAAGAAGAUGAUGAUGAUGAAGAACCACUAAGACUUAAGAGUUUUUCAGAAUGGACACCUCAAGAAAACAAUAGUUAACAGAUUUAAUACGUUGUGAUUUCAAUGUGUCUUUGUAUUUUGUCUACAUUACAAUAGACCACCAUAACCUUCAGAGUAAAGACUAUAUUCAAAUCACAACAGGU
Messenger RNA from Porites evermanni, 9310 nucleotides. The record is from the annotation of a GenBank genome assembly. Lineage: Eukaryota; Metazoa; Cnidaria; Anthozoa; Scleractinia; Poritidae.